Molecule: messenger RNA, 2232 nt
Organism: Petromyzon marinus (sea lamprey)
Lineage: Eukaryota; Metazoa; Chordata; Hyperoartia; Petromyzontiformes; Petromyzontidae
Product: C-X-C chemokine receptor type 1-like
Biological process (GO): positive regulation of cytosolic calcium ion concentration; G protein-coupled receptor signaling pathway; immune response
Cellular component (GO): membrane; external side of plasma membrane
Molecular function (GO): C-C chemokine binding; C-C chemokine receptor activity
Source: RefSeq, a predicted model, not a curated record
UAAGUGUACGCAACAGCCCUUGUCCCCCACAAGCGUUGCAGGCUAUUCAGGUGAUAUUUGCCUGUGCUUUGUUGUUGUUGUUGUUGCUCGUUUUAGAGAAGCAGACGUCUCUUGGCGUUUCCUCGCUCCCAUGUGCUGAUUCAUGCUCCCGGUUCGGAGAGGGGUUGGUCUAAGGGUUAAAUAAUUAUUUUAGACAUCGCAAAGGGUGGACUGGGGCGAGCUGUAUCCGGCAGUGGGAGCUCAGGGCAGCCAGUUACACAGCUGCGACCUAUUUGGGAGGAGCGGUCGGCAAGAAGAGAUGGCGAAUAGUUUGGAUGACUUGACCAUGGACGAGCACGUAAUAUUGGAAUUCGACGGCAGCGAAUUCGACUACCCGUUCCCGGACAACGAGAGCGGCUACGGGAACGACACGGGCUACUUGGGGAACGACACGGGCUACUUCGACAACGUGGGCACGUGCUGCCCGCACCCGUGCAAGCUGAGCGACAUCAGACGCUUCAACAAGGUCUUUCUGCCCGUCGUCUACUCGCUGGUGUUCGCCUUCGGCUGCGCGGGCAACCUCCUCGUGGUGGUGGUGCUCGCGCGCUUCCGCAGGGUCAUGGUGGCGGCCGACACCUACAUGCUCCACCUGGCAGUGGCCGACCUCCUCUUCGUCGCCACCCUCCCCUUCUGGGCCACGUACCGCGCCUCCCAGUGGACGUUCGGCAAUGACGCUUGCCGCCUCAUCUACGGCGUCACGAGCGUCAACUUCUACAGCAGCAUCUUCCUGCUCGGCUGCAUCAGCGUGGACCGCUACCUCGCCAUCGUGCACGCCGUGAAGACGCACUGGUGCCGACGGGCCGAGCGCGUGCAGCUCAUCUGCGGCGUCGUGUGGCUCGUCUCGUUCCUGCUCACGGUACCGGACAUCGUGUACAGCCAGCAGGUGUUCGUGCCGCAACUCAACUCGACCGAGUGCGUGCAGAACUACUCGCCGGAGCAGGCUGACCGGUGGCGCUUCUCGAUCCGCAUGCUGCACCACACGCUCGGCUUCCUGCUCCCGCUCGGCGUGAUGCUCUUCUGCUACACGAGCAUCGGGGUGACGCUCGCGCGCUCGCAAGGCUUCGUGAAGCAGAAGGCCCUGCGCGUCAUCGUCGCCCUCGUCGUGACCUUCUUCGCAUGCUGGCUGCCCUUCAACGUGAGCGUCUUCGUCGACACGCUCACGCGGGCCGGCCUCGUCAGCCCGUCGUGCGACUUGUACGCGCGUCUCGACAAGAGCAUCGCGGUCACGGAGAGCCUGGGCUUCGCGCACUGCUGCCUCAACCCCAUCCUCUACGUGUUCGUGGGGGUCAAGUUCCGCAACAACGCGCUCAAGAUACUCGGGGACGCCGGCUGCGUGAGCCAGCGGUGGCUGAGCGAGCACGUCAAGUACCGCAGCGCUCGCGGGCGCAGCUUCGGAGCGUCCGUGGGCUCCGAGUCGGAGAGCACGGCGAGCUACACGAUGUGAACGGGGGACGGAUAGGGCAUGGCUCCGUCGCGCGCGCAUGCCUUCAACCCCGAGGUUUAACAAACAAAAAAAUUGUCGUGCAUUUUUAUUGUAAACAGCAACAACGCAGGCCUGUUACGGCGCGUUGCAUCGUGCGUGCAGCCAGGUGAUGUCGUUGGCGAAAAGAACAAUCCCAACGCGACGGAGCCAUUGAAGAGAAGGGGGGACUACCCAGAGAUAAAAAUAUAUAUAUAAAUACCAUUUGCUUUGUUGUUGUGACGUAAACCCACAUCGGCCACACGGGUCUCCCUCCCGGGAGUGUCAGGAAUGUCGGCCGCAUUGGUUCAACUGCAAGCAAAACUCCGGACCAGUUUCGGAAUGCGAGUGUCUCCAUCAGCAGUCGGGCUUGCUUGAACCAAUGCUGCCGUGCUGUACUGCCAGAUAUUUAGAGGCAAUGACUGCUUUUGACAUUCUCUUGGCUCACGAGCAGUCGGGCUUGCUUGCACAAAUGCUGGUGAAGUGCCAGGUGUUUCUAGGCAAGUGCCCUCUGUGAUUGAUAUUGGUCCUAGUCUCGACGCAAAACGAUAUGACACACGGGACAAAAUGAUCUCCAUGUAGAUCGCGCGCGUUUGUCUUUGAGGCUUAGGACCCGCGGACCCAGGUUCGAUUCCCGCUCACGGCCAACACCAGUGACGAUUAUCUGAACUGCACCUGAGCUUCCCCUAGGUAGACUCGGCCUCAAAUUAGCACCUGGCACGGUGUGUAAACAU